GCAGCGUGUCCUUGAGUGAGAGCACUGCAGCAGAUCUUAAAAGCUUUAAUCACCUGGACAUUUUCCAAAAAGGCCCUCAACCUACCUCCUCCCCCAUCCCCUUUUUCUUCCCAUCCUCACUCUGGACAUGCAGAUCUUGGUCAUUAAUAUUUCAGCAUCAGCCAGGGGCAGGCAUUGGCUACCUCGCAGCGCAGCUCGUCAAUAAGAACUGUCACGGGCUGUGUGGCUCACCACGCUGUCUUCAUCCCGCAGGGGAAUCAGAGCCAAAGGCAGCCAGAGACAAAGGCGCAGAGAGACGCAGCAGCCCCAGACGGGUAAGCGUGCACAGCGCAGCGUGCCUCGGGGGCUUGUCACCAGCACCCUCGGCCCAGACCUGCGACGCGCCCCAAAGCAAGCAGACGAAGAUGGAUGUCUUUAAGAAAGGCUUCUCCAUUGCGAAAGAAGGUGUGGUGGCUGCAGCAGAAAAGACCAAACAGGGAGUGACCGAGGCUGCGGAGAAGACCAAGGAGGGUGUGAUGUAUGUAGGUGCCAAAACCAAGGAAGGGGUUGUGCACAGCGUGAGCUCAGUUGCUGAAAAAACCAAAGAGCAGGCCAACAUGGUCGGUGAAGCUGUGGUGGCCAGUGUGAACACAGUGGCAGGCAAGACUGUCGAAGGAGCAGAGAACAUUGUGACCACGACUGGGAUUGUAAAAAAGGAGGAGCUAUCUCACCCAGAGCACCCUGCAGAACCAGCUGCUGCAGAAGAAGAGCCCCCAGCAGAAGACAUAAAAGCUACUGGAGAGGGUGAAAGUGAAAGCAAUUAAUCAGUUUCAGGACUACAGGUGUGACUGAGAGAAUUCCAGGAGUACACACUGCAACCUUAGUUGACACCACAGUAGUGAAAUCAUUCUUCUCAUUGGCUAACUACUUUCAGCGCUAUAGCCUUUCACGUGCCUCACUAACAUAUCAUACAAUAGAUGUAUGUCAGACUCUGUGUACAGGGCAACUGUUCACCGUGGUCUGUCCCACUCUAACCAUCGCUGUCUCCUUUGUGGCUUUUUACCUUCCCCUCUUUGAGCCUUCUGACUGUUAGCAAAUAACAUAAUGUGGUUAAAGUCACUGGUCAACGUUUUAUCUCUAUUUGCACCUGCACUUGGAAUCCCUAGGGAUGAUGGAAAUGAUUUUUUUAAACUACAAAAUAAAAGUAUUUGAACUACU
Pelodiscus sinensis (Chinese soft-shelled turtle) is the source of this 1197-nucleotide messenger RNA. RefSeq names its product synuclein gamma (gene SNCG). Gene Ontology annotation, molecular function: cuprous ion binding. Gene Ontology annotation, biological process: synapse organization; synaptic vesicle endocytosis; chemical synaptic transmission. Lineage: Eukaryota; Metazoa; Chordata; Testudines; Trionychidae. The record is from RefSeq and is a predicted model, not a curated record. Gene Ontology annotation, cellular component: cytoplasm; neuronal cell body; axon terminus.